Molecule: messenger RNA, 4406 nt
Organism: Trichogramma pretiosum
Lineage: Eukaryota; Metazoa; Arthropoda; Insecta; Hymenoptera; Trichogrammatidae
Gene: SAK
Product: serine/threonine-protein kinase PLK4
Exons: 11
Coding region: 451-3489 (1012 amino acids)
Biological process (GO): protein phosphorylation
Molecular function (GO): ATP binding; protein binding; protein kinase activity
Source: RefSeq, a predicted model, not a curated record
AAUAAGUAUGAUCUCCUACCAGUUAAUGAUAUUUACCACUUUCCAGAUAUAGCACAGACAACUAAUUGCACUUAAAGUAUGCAGAAGUAAGAAGAGUCAUUCUAAACAAUCAAAUGGCGAUCGUAGUAACAUUCGAUAUUACGGCAUAAGUCCCUUGUCAACAAACAUUUGAGAUCUGCAUAUACAUUGGCAUGCGGCGCUUAACUUACAGCUCGUCAGCAAAGUUAAGAUCUUCUAAGCCCAGCGACUAUAGGUGGCCGCCGGCAAGAACACUGCGCUUAACGCAACUCGCGAAAAUAAACACGACAGACGACUCCAACGAACCUCCGCGUAAAUAGUGUGUACACCUCGACGUCUGUCCUCGGCUCAAGGCGUCUUUUUCAGAAAUUCUUCCAGAUGUCAAUUUCCCAGACGAUUGUGCAUUUACCUUACUCGUAACAUUGUACCGCGAUGCCGGCGUAUUCGUCUGGCUUUGGAACAUCGAUCGAGGAUUACCAGUUAUUUAAUUUAUUAGGUAAAGGAGGAUUUGCAUGUGUUUACAGAGCAAAAUGUCGAAGAACAGGCAUCGAUGUUGCUAUCAAAAUGAUCGACAAAGGGCUGAUGCAAGCAGCCGGGAUGGUGGGUAGAGUGCAACAAGAAAUAAAGAUUCACCAAAGACUGAAGAAUCCAUCAGUUUUAGAUUUCUACACAUGUUUUGAAGAUAAAAACUAUGUGUAUAUAGUUCUAGAACUGUGUCAUAAUGGAGAACUUCAAAGAUAUCUAAAAGAGCAAGGACCUUUGUCUGAACAAGAAGCUGGUCGCAUCAUUCAACAAGUUGUUCAAGGUCUGUUGUACUUGCAUUCAUUUCAAAUUCUCCACAGAGACAUGUCAUUGUCUAAUUUGUUACUGACAAAAGAUAUGCAAGUUAAAAUAGCAGAUUUUGGCUUAGCAACACAACUGUCCAGUCCUGAUGAAAAACAUUUCACUAUGUGCGGUACUCCAAAUUUUAUAGCUCCUGAAGUAGCCACUAGAUCUUCUCAUGGUUUAGAAACUGAUGUGUGGAGUUUGGGUUGCAUGCUGUACACUCUUUUGGUUGGGACACCUCCUUUUGACUCAAAUGCUGUUCAGAGCACAUUGACGCGGGUAGUAAUGGCAGAUUAUAAAAUGCCAUCACAUUUAUCUGAGAAUGCUAAAAAUCUCAUAGAUAGGUUACUGAAAAAAAAUCCAAUUGACAGGAUACGAUUGAGAGACAUACUCAAACAUCCUUUUAUUACUUCAAUCGAUAAACAUGGGACAAAUAAUAAAAUUGGUUAUGGAAGGUUCUCCGGGGAUAAUAUUGAUUCAGGAUUAGGUAGAACUUUAUCUUCAAAUGGACAUACACGCAUCCGUUCCCGUUCUGAAGAACGCUCUGGUGCACCUGUAGCAUACAAUGGUUGCAGCACAAGAAGCGACCCUACGAUAGAUCCAAUUCCUAGUCUACAUAAGUCACAGAGCAUGAGGCGCUCAGACUACAAUAGAGACAAUAAUACGGACUCCAUACUAUCAGGAAUUAAUCUACCUCAACAAUCUGGUCGGAGCAACAGUCAAAUUCUUUUAUCAGAGUGUGAACCUCCUAUUCGACCGACACCUGUUCAGAGAUACGAUGAUUAUUACGAUAAUAACUAUACUGGGGAAGAAAAUUUACCUAGUGCUCGUUUACGUAAUAGUUACGAAGAUCACAAAGGACGCAUUAACAAUGAGCCGUUGUACGGUAUCAACGGUGUACGUUCUGAGGUUUAUAACAGUGGCCACAUCAACCGUAAUCACAGCAGCCAUAGUGGUAAUAGCGGUCAUAGUGGACACAGCGGAUACAGUGGGCAUAAUAUGGAACACAACGCAGGCCACUAUAGCAGCGGUGCGCGUAAUGUAAACCAUAGCGGGGGUCUAAGCGGUAACUAUACUGCGAAUCACAAUGAAAAUUACCAUGACCAAAAUGGGCCCUACAUGAAAGAAAAUAGAAUACAAAAUAACGUUCUUGAAGGCUAUACUAAUGUUCUAGAUGGUCACGGUAAUGCUCAUCGUGAACCUUUCAAGAAUCACGAAUUCCGGCAUACUAGUGAACGAAAUAGUAGAUCUUACGAAAGGUGCAACGGACACGACAGUGGAUAUAAUCGCGCUAUCAGUGGCCACGGUAGCGAUCAUAAUCACGUGAAAAGCUCCAGCAAUGGUAUACGAAUUGGGACUAAUAGUGAUGAACGCAUUACCGGACCUAAUAACGCUCACAGAGAAGAGCUUUAUGGCGGAAACAGCGGAGGUUCGAAUGGCAGUAAUGGUGAGAAUCACCGCCGUGCACCGAGUCGUGAUCGCAAUGGCAACAGUGGUAGUAGUAAACCGAAAGACAAUCCAAUUGUAUCGGAUGAGGUUGCUUCUAACAAGAUGAAAGUACCUCCACUGUCUACCAUAAGAUUGCAACCUACGAGGCAUAAAACAAAAAGUGCGAUUUUAACGAUUCUCAGCAGCGGUGAAGUUGUCGCUGAAUUUUUAAAGAAAAAAAAUAAUCUCGAAAGAAUAGGCGAAGUAUGGCGAGUGUCAGGUGAUGGUCUUCGGAUCAUUCAUUAUAAACCACAAGAGGUAGUUGAACCAAGCCAACAGCCUCUGCCCUUACCCACGCGGGGUGCUGACAGUAUGUUUUCUUAUGAAAAUCUUCCAGCAAAGCACCAACGAAAGUACGAUUAUGCUGCAGAAUUUGUCAAGCUAGUACGCUCUCAAACACCCAAAAUCACUCUAUAUACAUCUAAAGCCAAAUGCUUGUAUAUGGAAAAUGGCCCACAACCAAACUGUGAUACAAUAUUUUACGAUAGCAUUAAAGUUAGCCAAUCCAAAGGUAUUAUUAAAGUUAAAGACAAACUUGGUUUGACAUUUUCGGAAGCCGAAUUGCCUACAGAGCUUGAAGAAUACUACGACCAUUACAUCGAGUGUUAUAAACGUUGUCAACUUCUGGAAGCGUCUCUGACUUCCCUUGAAACUGCCACAAGCCAAUCAUUUUUUCCGGCUAUCAUUGGUAGAAAACCCGUAGCUCCAUUAAAUGAUAGUGCAGCGCCUCUGCUAGGCAAAGAAAAUAUCUUAAGAGAUCCUUCAAUUCGACCUGCCAUUCAGCAAAUGCCUUCCUUCGAUGCUACUUGCUCCAUGGUCUCAACAACUUUAAACGUUCCUGCUAAAAAUCGACACUCUAAUCACUUUCUUGAAUCAAAACCUGUGAAGGUUGAUGUGCCUGGUAUUGGUACAGGGGUUCAAAUGCCCUCUGGAGAUAUUAGAAUAGAUUACAAAGAUGGAUCGGUUCUCACGGUAAUAACGAAAAAAAAUGGAGAUGGAAUACUAUUCGAAAGUUCCGACGGUAGCAUUAUUCAUUAUAAUCCAAGAAAAGAUCCGAAGGAAAUGCCAGAUAUAGUAAAGAAGAAGCUGUCACAAGUGCCAAUUGUAGUUCAGUAUCUCGUGGAACCUAUUAGGCCAACGCCUCGAAGUAUACGUUAGUAAUACUAUUAAAAAUAUCGCGAUCAAUUUGUAAAAUUUAUAACUAGCGUGAGUUUGUAGUGUUGUCUGCGUACUACUAUACUGUGAAAGAUUAACUUUUAUACGCUCUUUAGAUUAUUUUUUAACUUGAUAUUAAUAUAUAUUUUUUAUAAGGGUAUAUUUACUUCGGAGAUAAUUACAAAAGCAUUAUUAUUAAUACUUAAGACACACAUGUUAUCUCUCGUGAAUAUUGAUAUACAUAUUAUUUAGAUAUAAUAUAUUUCUUCGUGCACCCUCUUUUAUCGCUUGUUAUGUUUUCUUGAAUUAGUUUGACGUUUAUUUCCAUUAAUGAAUUUAAUUAUCUAUGGAACAACUCGAUAAUUUCAUGUCGAUUGCUUGAUUUUUAAUGUUCUUUUAUGUAAAGUACAGUGCUGUAUCAACUACUAAUUAAUUGUAGUGAUACUUAAUAACCUUCAAGAAUUGGUUAAACGAAAUGAUUGUUGUAGGAAGCGUUUGACUCCAAAUAAAAUCCGCAUUAAACUUUUCGCAUUAAACUUGUUACUAAAACAUGUUAUAAUUUCAUAUAAAAUAAUCUUCUAUGAAGAAAUGUGUGAAUGAUCUUGAAUGAUUUUUAACGUACUUUUAUUAAAACCAAUAUUAAGGUGUUUUUUUAUGAAUCUGUAUAUUUAAAAUUUAAUCAGGCCCUCUAAAGAGUAUAAAGAAUAUACUAGCAGCAUGUGAGUGGACCAUUAUAAAAAAAUAUAACUAUCUACCUUAAUUUUAAAGUACAUGUAAUUUUAUGUGAAAUGUUAUAUUUGACCAAGUAAAACCAAUAUAGACAUCUAUAUUAUUGUCAUAGGGACGAAAUUGCAGUCUCAUAGCUUUUCUAUUGAUGAAUAAAUGUUUUCAUUCUUACUUGAUACGUUUAAAAAUUUUCG